Molecule: messenger RNA, 447 nt
Organism: Rhipicephalus sanguineus (brown dog tick)
Lineage: Eukaryota; Metazoa; Arthropoda; Arachnida; Ixodida; Ixodidae
Product: mRNA turnover protein 4 homolog
Exons: 4
Coding region: 82-426 (114 amino acids)
Biological process (GO): rRNA processing; nuclear-transcribed mRNA catabolic process; ribosomal large subunit biogenesis
Cellular component (GO): preribosome, large subunit precursor; nucleolus
Molecular function (GO): RNA binding
Source: RefSeq, a predicted model, not a curated record
UCGCAGUGACAACCAAUGGCGUUAUUUUACCUGCCACCACUGCAGCGGUGAGCACGUGGUUUCUGUUGACGUCGUACCAGUAUGCCGCGCUCGAAGCGAAAUCGUCAAGUCUCUCUUACGCGGACGAAGAAGAAAGGAUUGGAGCAUAAGCGGGAUCUCAUCCAGGAGGUGCGGGAUGCGUUCGAGAAGUACGACAAGGUGUUCGUGUACUCGGUGUCCAACAUGCGCAACAGUAAGCUCAAAGACGUGCGCCAAGAAUGGAAGGACAGCAGGUUCUACUUUGGCAAAAACAAGGUGAUGAGCGUGGCGCUGGGUCGGUUCAUCGACGAGGACCACCGUGAGAACCUGCACAAAGUGAGCGAGCGGCUACGUGGCCAGUGUGGCCUCUUCUUCACCAAUGCCCCCAAGGAGAAAGUGUUGCAGUGAGUGUCAUGGCAGUUUGCUUGU